This is a messenger RNA of Fusarium musae, 1608 nucleotides long. RefSeq lists its product as uncharacterized. Gene Ontology annotation, molecular function: NADP binding; flavin adenine dinucleotide binding; N,N-dimethylaniline monooxygenase activity. The record is from RefSeq and is a predicted model, not a curated record. Lineage: Eukaryota; Fungi; Ascomycota; Sordariomycetes; Hypocreales; Nectriaceae. The transcript has 2 exons. Bases 1 to 1608 code for a protein of 535 amino acids.
AUGACCGUCAACACAACUGUACUUGACGCACUUAUUGUUGGCGGCGGCUUCGGUGGCGUCUACCAACUCAAGCGCCUUCGUGAAGAGGGCUACAAUGUCAAGCUCGUCGACAUGGCCUCUGACUACGCAGGCGUAUGGUUCUGGAACCGCUACCCAGGUGCUCGGGUGGACAGUGCCAUACCGCACUACGAAUUCUCUGACCCCGAGCUAUGGCGUGACUGGAACUGGACACAGCGCUUCCCCGGCAGCGCUGAGUUGAGAGAGUACUUCUCAUACGUCGCUGAGAAGUGGGAUCUUCGCAAGGACACAUUCUUCAACACGUAUAUCUCCAAGGCCGUCUGGAACGAAGAAGCAAACAGAUGGGAGAUUGAGAGUAAGGAUGGCAAGAAAUUCGUCGCGCGAUACUUGCUCUUGAACACUGGCUUCGCAGCCAAGCGUCAUACACCUGCCUGGAAGGGCAUCGAAAAGUUCGGCGGUCUCUGGAUCCAUCCUUCAUACUGGCCUGAAAAGGAACCUGAUCUGAAGGGCAAGAAGAUCGCUGUCGUCGGAACCGGCUCCACGGGUGUUCAGCUUGCACAGGAGCUUAGCCAGGUCGCAAGCGAGUUCGUGCUCUUUCAACGAACACCCAACAUGGCACUCCCCAUGAAGCAGAUCGAAUACUCCCGCGACGAUAAGUCAGUUUCCGAAGAGCGUUAUAAUGAGGUCUUCAAAGGUCGACAUGCUAGCUUCGGUGGAUUCGACUUUAACUCUCUCCCCCGCGACACUUUCAGCGAUGAUCCCGAGACGCGUCGGGCAGUAUACGAAGAACUAUGGAGUCAUGGCGAUUUCAAGUUCUGGCUUGCGAACUAUCAGGAUAUGAUCUUCCGAGAGGACGCUAAUGCCGAGGCCUACAAAUUCUGGAAAUCCAAGGUCCGAUCUCGCGUCAAGGAUCCCCGUUGCCAGGAGAUCUUAGCGCCAGAGAAACAGCCAUACAGUUUUGGUUGUAAGCGAAUUUCUCUCGAGAACGGUUUCUACGAGAUCUUCAACCAGUCCAACGUCUCCUUGGUAGACGUAAACGCCACGCCAGUUGUUGAAGUCACAGAACGUGGUCUCAAGACAACUGACAAGGAGUGGGAGUUUGACGUAGUAGUUUGCGCAACGGGUUUCGAUGCCAUCACUGGCGGUCUAAAGGAUAUCAACAUCCAGGGAGUUUCGGGCGUGAAACUCGCUGAUAAGUGGGAAUAUGGCGCGAAAACGUAUCUUGGUAUGGCUGUUGCUGGAUUUCCGAAUAUGUUCUUCACAUAUGGACCUCAAGCACCGACGGCGUUGUGCAAUGGUCCAACAUGCGCUGAGUCUCAAGGAGAGUUCAUCGUCAAGGUUAUGAAGUACAUGUCAACCCAUGGCCGUCACAAGAUUGAUGCAUGUGAAGACGCUGAGGCUGAGUGGGCAGCCAACGUCCAGAACAUUGCAAAUGCUUCUCUUUUACCCAACACCAAGUCGUGGUAUAUGGGAGACAACAUCCCAGGCAAGCCUCGUGAGUGCUUGAUCUAUCUUGGUGGUGUUCCGACUUACACCAAGACGCUGAAAGACUGUACCGAGAAUGGCUUCCAAGGGUUUCAACUGAAAUAA